Messenger RNA from Salarias fasciatus (jewelled blenny), 2472 nucleotides. RefSeq names its product ectonucleotide pyrophosphatase/phosphodiesterase 4 (gene enpp4). The transcript is spliced from 7 exons. Bases 93 to 1478 code for a protein of 461 amino acids. NCBI's taxonomy places the organism in Eukaryota, Metazoa, Chordata, Actinopteri, Blenniiformes, Blenniidae. The record is from RefSeq and is a predicted model, not a curated record.
AUAAAAAAGGACAAAUUAGUCGUUUUUUUUUUAAACUGCACCGCGUGGAGGACGUCCGUGUUUCACCCGCGGGCUUCUCUCCUUUAAUCAGGAUGCUUUUUGUCUUCCUCCUCGGCCUCCUCUGUGGCGCUGGCGCCUCAGAGGCAGGGAACUCCACCCGGCCCCGCCUCCCCUCCGUCCCCCCGCUGCUCCUGGUGUCGUUCGACGGCUUCCGGGCCGACUACCUGCGGCGGUUCGCCAUGCCCAACCUGAAGAGCCUGUACAACGAGGGCGUCCUGGUGGAGCAGCUCACCAACGUCUUCAUCACCAAGACCUUCCCCAACCACUACAGCCUGGUGACGGGGCUGUACGCCGAGUCUCACGGCAUCCUGGCCAGCAACAUGUACGACCCGGUGACCCGGAAGCACUUCCACGUGUCGGACAGCUCGGACCCGGCCUGGUGGGACGGGGCUCGGCCGCUCUGGGUCACGGCGCAGGACUCUGGCCUCGGGACGGCCGCCGCCAUGUGGCCGGGCUCCGACGUCGCCAUCGGCAACCGCACGCCCACGCACUUCUUCCACUACAACUCGACCGUGACGUUCCGGCAGCGCCUGGACAAUGUGACGCAGUGGAUGCUGGGAGACGGGAAGGAGCCGGGGGUGAAGUUCGCCACCCUCUACUGGGAGGAGCCGGACCGCUCGGGGCACCACUUCGGCCCAGACAACGCCACGGCCAUGGCGGCGGUGCUGAAGGAGGUGGACGACCACGUGGGGGCGCUGGUGUCGGAGCUGAAGCGCACCGGGCUGUGGGGGCGCGUCAACCUGCUGGUGACCAGCGACCACGGCAUGGCGCAGUGCUCCGCCCAGCGCCUCAUCCGCCUGGACCGCUGCCUCCACCCGGACAACUACACCGUGGUGGACCUGACGCCCGUCGCCGCCCUCAUCCCCACCAACGAUUCCCAGGCCGUCUUCGCGCUGUUGAAGAACUGCCACCCUCACAUGACGGCGUACCUGAAGGAGCAGAUCCCGGAGCGGCUGCAUUACCGCUACAACCGGCGGGUGCAGCCCAUCAUCCUGGUGGCCGACGAGGGCUGGACCAUAGUGGAGACGGGGGACCGGCUGCCCAGGCUGGGCGACCACGGCUACGACAACUCCCUACCCAGCAUGCACCCCUUCCUGGCGGCGGUGGGGCCGGACUUUCGCCGCGGCCUGCGCCUCCCCAGCCUGAGCAGCGUGGACGUGUACCCGCUCAUGUGCCGCCUGCUGGCCGUGCCUCCGCGGCCCAACAACGGCUCCCUGAGCCAGGCGCGCUGCCUCCUGGAGGCCGAGCGCUGCUGGGACGUCCCGCUGGCCGCCGGCCUGGUGGCGGGCGUGCUGCUGCUGCUCAGCGCCGUCACCGUCCUCUUCCGGUUCCUGAGAUCCCGCCGGCACUCGGGCCCUCAGCCCUUCCAGAGGCUGCAGAUCGACCUGGAUGACGACGACGACCCCUUGCUGGAGUGACGGCGCCCCCCUCUGACCCCCGUCUGACGCCUGCCUGGCCUCCAGGUACUGGACAUGAUGCACUUUAGCGCCCCCGCCUGUCACUCCUCCUCAUGUCCCAGUCUGUUACUGUCGGAUUGAUUCUGAAUGAAGAGAAGGAAACUACUGAUGUGAGAGAUUAUUUUUAUAAACAUCUUUCUGUGUGAAAUGCUUUUAUUGUUGUAGUUCCACUGUCUGGCCAGCAGAGGGAGCCAGACGUCCAUAUUCAAUAAGUUCAGAUUUUUAUGUUGUUGGCUUUUUGUGUUUUGUCAAAUUUGAUGAAAUGUAUUUUAUUGUUGUAGUUCCACUUUCUGUCCAGCAGAGGGAGCCAAAAACUCUGAAUUGUUUCCUUUAAGAAUUUUUUUUUUUCUAAAUUCUUGUUUUUUUGUUUUUUUUUUCUCAGGGAAGGAAAUAAUGUACUAUAAAAUAUUGUUGUAGUUCCCCGUUUUCGCCAGCAGAGGGAGCCAGAGACUUAGAUCCAACAAUUUCAGCUGAGAUCUUCCUGUGUAAUUUAUUUUUUAUUUCUUUUUUUUUCCUCAGGGGGGAUUUUGUUGGAUCUGAUAAAUUGUUUUUAUUUUUGUAGUUCCACUAUUUGGCCAGCAGAGGGAGCCAAACCGUCAGAAUCAAUUAUUUCCUUUCAACUCUUUUCUUUUUUUAUUAAUAUUUUUUUUUUCUCAGGGAGAAAUGUGAAGGAUCUCUUCAUAAACUGUUACACUGGUUUGAAUCCGCGUUUUUAUGUAAACUGUUGGUUUAAAUGUCUUCAUGUUACCAAAGAUUUCUGAUGGAAAUGUUGAAAAAAAUGCACUAUUUAUUUCCUUCCUUCCAUCCAGUCAGAUAAAAAAUUGAAUAUUUGCACCCUUCAAUAAAUCCUGCCUGAAAAAAAAUCUCAACUUUUGAUUCAUGAAUUUAAAAAAAAACAUUUAAUCCUUUUUUUUAUUAUUACAAUGUAAUAAAUUGGAAAAUAUAUAAAAUCAGA